CCUGGGUUCGAUUCCCGGGUAGGGGGAAUUUGUUGGCCAAGUUUCCUCAGACCCGGGAGCUGACUAUCGGGGAGGAGCAACACUGACGUUGAAACUGAAAGCAGUUUUGAAUCAGGAAGAGCUGAGGGUAAAAUGGCUUCUCAACACCAGACUCAGAGUCUGACCGAGGAGUUAAUUUGUCCGGUUUGUCUGGAACUCUUUACUGAUCCCGUUAUCCUGGAUUGUAGCCACAGCUUCUGCCGCUCCUGUAUCACACGGUGCUGGGAAAAGCCGGGGCCGAGCUCCUGUCCUGUGUGUCAGGAGACUUUGCCGGAAAGGAACCUCAGGACCAAUCGGGCCCUGGGGAAUCUGUCAGAGAAAGCUCGGGAUUUGAACCUGGACCCGAAAGACACGGCAAUUAAACGUCGCUGUGAGAAACACCAGGAACAACUGAAGCUGUUCUGUGAAACUGACAAGAAGGUGAUCUGCCACAUCUGUAGAGAUGCACAGGAACACAGAGAUCACAGCUUCCUGCCCAUUGACGAAGCUGUUGAAAUCUAUAAGGAUAAAGUGAACUCCUCCUUAGAUUCUCUCACACAGAGUAAGGCUGCGGCUCUGGAAGCUGAAGGAAACAGAAAAAAAGAUUUCACAAGUGAAGGAACAGGCGACAAAUCUGCGAACCACAUCACGGCUGAGUUUGCAAAAAUGCACCAGAGCAUUACUGAUAGAGAGCAGCGUGAAAUCCGAGAGCUCAGACAGCGAGAGGAGGAGAGUUUUACACCAAUGGAGAAAAACUGGAGAGAUUCGGGGCAAAUUAGAUCUCUGAGCAGAAAACUCUCAGAGUUACAGAAACAGAUGGAAACAAGACGCUCUCACCUUUCUGCAGGAGGAAACUGCUCGGAAGAGAAGCUGGAUCCUGACACAGCCCAUCCCGAGCUCAUCCUGUCUGAGGACCUGACCAGUGUGAGACACGGAGACAAACGGCAGCCGCUCCCUGACACCCCGAAGAGGUUUAGUAACUAUCCCAUCGUCCUGGGAUCUGAGGGCUUCACAUCAGGGAGACAUUACUGGGAGGUGCAGGUGGGCAACAAGACUGCGUGGAUUGUGGGAGUGGCCACAGAGUCUGUCAACAGGAAACAACCAAUCACUUGGUCACCAGAGGGUGGGGUCUGGGGGGUGUGGCUGGUGGGUGGGGUCUAUUGGGCGCUGACCUCACCUCCCACCCGCCUGCCCCUGACAGUGAGACCCGGGAAGAUCGGGGUAUACCUGGACUAUGAGGGGGGACAGGUGUCAUUUUACAACGCUGACAACAUGUCCCAUCUCCACACUUUCACCCACACUUUCACUGAGAAACUUUAUCCUCUCUUCAAUCCCCACCAGAGCGAUAGCGGGAAAAACUCUGAGCCUCUGAGAAUCUGCUGCUUAUAACACAGUAACAGUGACGUGGCUUUAUCUCAGUUUCCAUUUGAUUCACUGUCUGCUGUUUAAGGGAUACGGGGUGGGAGCGGAUGGGGUCGGGGGGUCAUUACAGGAGAAGAUGCCGAGCUCUACGGGUCCAUAGAGAUCCUGUAAUAAGGC
Callorhinchus milii (elephant shark) is the source of this 1557-nucleotide messenger RNA. RefSeq names its product zinc-binding protein A33-like. The transcript is spliced from 5 exons. Gene Ontology annotation, biological process: protein ubiquitination. Gene Ontology annotation, molecular function: protein binding; zinc ion binding; ubiquitin-protein transferase activity. Bases 133 to 1407 code for a protein of 424 amino acids. The record is from RefSeq and is a predicted model, not a curated record. Lineage: Eukaryota; Metazoa; Chordata; Chondrichthyes; Chimaeriformes; Callorhinchidae.